Messenger RNA from Closterium sp. Naga37s-1, 2145 nucleotides. Lineage: Eukaryota; Viridiplantae; Streptophyta; Zygnematophyceae; Desmidiales; Closteriaceae. The record is from the annotation of a GenBank genome assembly.
AUGGCCACAGCCACAGCCAGUCCAUGGGGCGACGAGUCUGCAGCCUCGCACUUCAGCAAGUUCGCUCUGCGCACCGAGAACACCGAGGAGUGGUGCAAGCAGCCGCCCGCGCUUGUAAAUGCCGCCGAUCCGCGCUUCCCCGAUAGCGCUGUUGAUCUCUCCGAGAUCUGCGGCGACUCCGACUCCAACAGCGUCGCGAACCUUUCCGACAUCUGCGGCUUUAACGACCUCAACUCGCCGCGCUCCGCCGUCUCUUCCCCCAGAAGCGGCCUCGGCAGCCCGGCGACCUCCCAGCCCAACUCCGCGAACAACUCGGGGGCGCUGUCGAUAAUCUCCGAUACCCCCUCGAACACGUCGUCGGGUAACAGUCGCCCGUCCACCGGCCGCGUGUCGCUCGCGCAGCAGCUUCUGCAGCAGCAGAUGGGCGGCAACGCGCGAUUCACGUCGAUUAAUUCGGGAAGCAAGGGCACCAACGUGGCGUCUCUAGCGGGAAUCAGCGACUACGGCAGCUACACCGGAUCGCCUGUGACGCCGCUCAUGCCGAGCUUCAGCUGCGCGUCGUCUGAGGCGUCGGGCCAAUCGCCGGCGAAUCGCGCGUGGCGACAAUCGAGCGACCCUCGCGCGGUAUCGCAGCAGACGGCGACGAUGAGGGAAUCGUCACUUCGCGAGAAACUUCUGCGAGCGAGCAGCGCGGCAGCCUCCGAAACCUCCUCGCAGAGCUCAUGGCACGAGCAGCAAUCGCAAGCCGCGUCUGCCUACUCCGCCCGCGAGUCCGCUUCGGCGGCCGACGACUACUAUUGUGAGCCGGAGGAGAACGAGCAGGGCGAGCUCGACUUCUCGGACAUUAAAUCCGUCUGCCUUAACUUCGACGAGGCGCAGCAGCAAUCCGAGGAAAUGGAGUUUCAGCGCGCGCGCCUCGAGAUCGUCGACAUCGUUCCCCUCGCGUCGGGGCUGAUCGACCUUUCGGCGGGGCUCGCCGCAACAAAGACGGAUCGGCUCAGAUUGUGGGCCUUUCUCAACCACCUCACCCGCACUGUUGGAUCUCCCGUCGCGUGGAAUUGUUGGUUGCUCGCGAUGCUAGGGAAGCCUGGGGGAUGUGAGCAUGUAGAAUCUGUCGCGAGUGCGCAGUCAGCGCUUGGCGGUCGGUUUCCGCGCGCUGCCCUGCACGUGCGGCGCUCGUCCGCGACAAGCGGCGGACGAAGCGCCGCGACCGCCGCGACCGCCGCGUCUCGCGAGUUCCGCAGACGAGCGAAUGUAGCUCCCCGCGCGGUUCCCCCGGAGCGCGCCAGUCCGCUGGAUUCAUCCGCUUUUUCCUCCACUUGGGGGGAAUCUCGAGGGCAAGCGGAAGAUCCGCGGAGAGUGACGUCAGCAGCACGCGAAGCGGAAGGACGGAGGGGGAGCGGUAGUGCGGAAGACGACGGGGGAGGCGGGUGGUUUGAGUGGGGGAUGGCGGAAGGCCAAGGGGCAGGGCAGGGGGAAGGGCAGGGGGAAGGGCAGGGGGAAGGGCAGGGGGAAGCACGGGCAGGGGAAGAGGCGGAGGGGGAAGGGUGGGAUGCUACGUUUGCCACGUGGCAGUCAAAGGAGGGGGAGGGCGGGAAGGAUCUGAGAGGCGGGUGGUCGUCAGAUGAAGAGAUGACUAAACGGUUCAGACUGAGAAACGGGCGCGAGGUGAGGGGAAGUGGGGGGGGAUUCAUGGAGGGGGGGAGAGGUGAGAUUCUCGAGGAGAGAGCUUUCCUAGUGGGCGUGGAGAUUCUCGAGGAGAGAGCCUUCCUGGUGGGCGUGGAGGUCCGGCCCUCUGCACCCGCCUCCCGCUCCCCCUCCUCCACCUCCGCCUCCCGCUCCCCCUCCUCCACCUCCUCCACCUCCUCCACCUCCUCCACCUCCGCUUCCCGCUCCCCCUCCCCCUCCUCCACCUCCGCCUCCCUCUCCGCGCCCACGCUGUUCCCCAUAGAGGAGUCGCUGGCGGAGCUGUCUCAGCUGGUGGAGACGGCCGGGCUCAGGGUUGUAGGCAGCACGCACCAGAGGGUAGCGUCCCCCAACCCACGAACAUACAUCGGAGCAGGCAAGGUGGAGGAGGUGCGAGCAGCGGUGGUGGGCAUGGGUGUGGAGACGGUGGUGUUUGACGAUGAGCUGAGCGCGGGGUGA